CGGCACAAUUUAUAAUUCUAUCCAGGAAAAAAAAAAUAUACAAUCUCCCCAAAUCUGAAAAUAGUUGGAAGAUGAAGGAACUCACCGGAGCUGCAAUCGCCGGCCGCCGGAGUGUUGAUUGUCGGAGGUAUUUGGUGGGCAGGCUCGCAAGUCGCAGCAAGGCAGUGGUUAGGUUUUUUUUUUGUUUUUUUUUUCUGAAAAAUCCCGAUCAUAUUCAUAUAUCGUAUUCUACUUCUCAUCUAAUUUUUUUUUUUAUUUUUCUGGACUGGGCCUGGUUUUUUAACCAAAAAUGGCCCAGAAUCCGCCAUUUCACGCCACAGGCGCUAAUACUGCCAUGGCCGCCGUGUCCAUUGCGGGCGCCAUGGUGCCGCCACUGCAAAUUUGCCGUAUAUCGGCUAGCGGGUGGCGGUGAGGCCAAACAUGCCACGCCAUUCCACCAUGGCGGAAAUUUGAUAACACUGGUUUGGACAGCACAUACUGAAAAACAAUUGUUGUCUGAUGACAGUGAGAUCGGUGAUAUGGGAAGAAGUGCCAUCAAGUGUCUGAAUAGAAGCACCAUCGGGGACCCAAGGUUGAGGAGCAUAUACGAGAGAGGUAGUAGCAGCAGAAACAAACCCCUUUGUAGCAGAAGUCGUACCACGAGCCCGAGUAGCACGACACGCACGAUAGUCAGCCAACAUUUCUGGAUGCUGAGUAAAACAAGUCUCGGCACUAUAACCGGUCUUCCUGUAAUGCUUACAAGGUUUAGAAGAGUCCCCUCUAGAUACACUAAGACGUUGAGAAGAUUGACCUUUGAGGAGUUACCAGAAUACUCUCUCAUAGACGGCGAAGCAACUAACAGAGAAUGGAGACGAGUCUUUUCAGCAAUCAAAUUAGAUAAUGCAUGUGUCAUGGUCAGAGUAGAGAACUUGAUUAAUAUUCUGGCAGAAGUUUCUCAGACAGGAAAACAAAGGCACAUUCCUUAUAGAGAUUCAAAGCUGACUUUUCUGUUACAGGAAUCUCUAGGGGGAAAUGCAAAGUUGGCAAUGAUAUGCGCCAUUUCUCCAUCUCAAAGUUGUAAGAGCGAAACUCUCAGUACUUUAAGAUUUGCGCAACGAGCCAAAGCAAUCAAGAAUAAAGCUGUUAUUAAUGAGGAAAUGCAAGAAGAUGUAAAUGUCUUGAGAGAAGUGAUUCGGCAGUUGAGAGAUGAACUGCACAGGAUGAAGGCCAACAACCAUGAUCAAACCGGUCUAAAUGGGGCUUAUGCUACUGGAUGGAAUGCCAAGAGAAGUUUGACUCUUCUGAGAUUUAGCCUGAAUCGGCCAAUGAUGCCUAUAACUGAAGAUGAUAGUGAUGAAGAAAUGGAGAUAGUGGAUGCAGAUGAGGAAAUAUUAGCAGCUCCUGAGGAAAAAUGCCUGUUAUCACCUGAACAGGGAUUUGGUGGUACAGAUGUUAAUAUUGAAGACAAAGCAGUUGAAACAGUUGAAAAGGAUAAAUCCAGUGUAAUUGGUGAUGGACUAAUGGGAAGACAUGGAGAAAUGUUUCACGAAAGUAGGUCAAAGAUAGUACAUGGUAAUGAUGAUUGUAUACAGUCUGAAGAUGAGGAAUGCACUUCCUCUGAUUCUAGAAAAUUGCCAGGCAGCGACCUAUCUAAGAAACCAAUGGAACAACGUUCACUAAUUCAGCUUUCUGCGGGCACGGUGAAUACAUCAGAGAAAUCCACCAACUGCAUUGAAGAUGGCCAAGCUUCUGGCCUUAGUAUUGUUCCAAUUAAUUUGCCCCUUGUUCUGAAGUUUCCUGCCCCCAGUGUCUCGCCAAAACCGAACAGUUGCAGGAAAAGUCUUAGGGCCUCAUCAACAGUAACAGCUUCUCAGAGUUUUCCUACUCAGAGUAACUUGAAGGCUGUAAGAGCAUCCAUGGCAAAGCCUUCUUCUAGUAACCUCUGUUUGUAUUCUCUCUCCAAUCGCAAUUCUUGUUUUGCAUCAACCGGUCAUUUGGCUGAAACUCUUCAUCGUGGUCUUGAAAUUAUCGAGAGUCAACGCCUCAGUCCUGUGCUGAGACGAUCAUCAUUUAGGUUUUCUUGCAUGCCGAAAGAUGUUAAAGCAGUUAUACCAGCUGCAAAAGUUGAUGUUGGUGUCCAAACUAUUUUUUAUGAUGACGAACUAAUGGACAAUGGCACCAUGGAACAACUAUGUAGUAAAUGCAAGACCAUGACUGACCAGCAGGGGCUGUUAAAUGAUGAUGCCCAAAAUUUACAGUUAGUCCCUGUCAAUGGGUCCCCUUCAAAUGAUAUGUGCCACAAGCAAGUUCCAAAGGCAGUAGAAAAGGUCUUGGCUGGAGCUAUUCGGAGAGAAAUGGCACUAGAAGAGAUGUGUGCCAAACAAAACUAUGAGAUCAUUCAACUUACUCGUUUGGCCCAGCAGUACAAACAUGAGAGAGAGUGUAACUCAAUAAUUGGUCAAAUUCGUGAAGGUAAAAUUGCUCGACUUGAGCGCCUGAUGGAUGGAAUAUUACCUACUGAGGAGUUCAUGGAGGAGGAGCUGGUAUCCCUAACUGAUGAACAUAAGAUUCUUCAGGAACAAUAUGAUAACCAUCCUGAUGUUUUGAGAACAAAAAUUGAACUGAAAAGAAUUCGCGAUGAAUUGGAAAGAUAUCAAAAUUUCUUUGACUUGGGGGAGAGGGAUGUUCUGUUGGAAGAAUUACAAGAUUUAAGAACUCAGCUGCAAUCUUACUUGGACUCUUCAGGGAAGACGUCAAAAAGACAAACCCCUCUUUUAGAACUAACAACUUCACAUGAGCCAGGUGCAGCAGCUUCUACUUACACCACUAAUUCAGGUUCAAUAGAUAAUGCCAAAGAGAGACUUGGGCAGGAGAGAAUCCAGUGGACUGAAGCCGAGAGCAAAUGGAUUUCCCUAGUGGAGGAACUUAAAACAGAACUUGAAGCCAAUCGAUCUACUGUUCAAAGGCAAAAGCAAGAGCUGGACAUAGAAAAGAAGUGUUCCGAAGAGCUUAAAGAAGCAAUGCAGAUGGCAAUGGAAGGUCAUGCACGCAUGCUUGAACAAUAUGCUGAGCUAGAAGAAAAACACAUUCAACUGCUUGCCAGACAUAGGAAUAUUCAAGAUGGUAUUGAUGAUGUGAAGGAAGCUGCUGCAAAGGCAGGUGUAAGAGGUGCAGAAUCUAAAUUUAUAAAUGCCUUAGCCGCAGAAAUCUCAGUUCUGAAAGUGGAAAGGGAAAAAGAGAGAAGAUACUUCAGAGAUGAAAAUAAAGGACUUCAGGCCCAACUGAGGGAUACUGCAGAAGCUGUUCAGGCUGCUGGGGAAUUACUUGUUCGACUGAAAGAAGCCGAAGAAGUAGUGGCUGCUGCAGAGAGACGAGCUGUAAUGGCAGAACACGAGACUGAGAGUGCUUACAAAGAGAUAGAGAACUUGAAUUCAUUGUUGGCAGUCCCUCACUUGCCUAAAGAAGAAUUUGCUGCUGAUAGGAAUAGGGGCAGUACUGAUGAGCACUGUGGGGAGAAAUUUGCUCCAUCUUAUGGUGUUGCAGAAGAGCCAUCGUCAUGGUUCUCUGGCUAUGACCGUUGCAAUGUAUAG
Messenger RNA from Striga hermonthica, 3569 nucleotides. Lineage: Eukaryota; Viridiplantae; Streptophyta; Magnoliopsida; Lamiales; Orobanchaceae. The record is from the annotation of a GenBank genome assembly.